Molecule: messenger RNA, 651 nt
Organism: Penicillium subrubescens
Lineage: Eukaryota; Fungi; Ascomycota; Eurotiomycetes; Eurotiales; Aspergillaceae
Product: EMI1 family protein
Exons: 1
Coding region: 1-651 (216 amino acids)
Source: RefSeq, a predicted model, not a curated record
AUGGGCUGGCUAUGGAAUUCAGGUCCUACAAAGGAUACACCAAAAGAGACACUCCCCACAACCAGUGUCCCCGAAUCAACACCUCAGAUUGCAGCACCGCCCAAGCAAAUGUCCCCGGACGAACAAGCCGAUCUUGAAUUCAAGCAAAUCCUCGCUGAGCUUCAACAAGCCGAUGCUGAGCUCUCCGGCAACCAAAGGCAAGGUCCAGAAUCAUUCAAUGGUUCUACUACUGCACCAGCCAAUCCCGACACCGGCGCACCCCUAGCACAGCCCGCCUCCUCCAUCGCCCCAGAAUCCCUCUACGCAGACAGCAUGUCCUGCCGAACAACAUUCGAUUACGCCUUCUUCUGUCAAUCUUUUGGUGGCCAAUUCGUCAAUGUCUAUCGCUAUGGAGAGCUCCGGUCCUGUAGCGAGCACUGGGAUAAUUUCUGGCUGUGCAUGAAGACCCGCGGAUGGUCGGAUGACUUGCGGAGGAAAGCCAUCCGCGCACAUAACCAGAAGAAGGCUAUCAAAUACAAGACUGGACCCAGUAGCGAGGAUGUCUGGGAUGUUCGACUUGAACCCGCGAAGGACUCCUUCAAGGGCGAUUUUGCGGCCCUUGAGAAGGAGAUGAAGGCCGAGGAGGAGACGAAACAAAACGCUACCUCUUGA